UGACGCCGGCUGUGAGUGCCUGAGAGUCUUUUUGCCUUUCAGAGUUAAGGCCUCUCUGGCCUUGGUGAGUUCCGAGGAGAUGAAGUGGUUUUGGGGUGAAGGACGGGUUUGGCCCGGACGUUAGAGAGGCCUGGCCCGCUCUGCUCGCGUCCGCCGGGGCCGCUAGCGUCCGCUCGGACUGUGGCUCCUCGGGAGGAGUCGGGUUUCUAGUUACAGUGUCCGCAGGGUGUUUUCAUCUGUGCGCUCCUCCCCAAAGGCCUCCAAAGCAGCGUUUGUGAAUUUUUUUCCAGCAGGAAAAUAAUUGCCGCCUUUUGCAUCCACGUUGGCUCCUUCCCCAGGGUCCUCCCGGUUCAGGGACCUGGUGAUUUCUGAGUGUUCCGGAAUCCCAAUAACCCUGUUUAAAGAGGAAUGGAGAUUGCCACUGUCCAUUUAGAUUAAUGAAGUGUCCUGAAGUGAUGGUGACGUCAAUGAAAGGAGGGUUCUGGCACGUUCUCACCUCACAGGAUGGCAGCUGUUGAUUUGUCCCAUGGACAUUACCUUUCUGGGGACCCAGUUUGCCUUCAUGAAGAAAAGACACCAGCAGGAAGAAUAGUGGCUGACUGCCUAACAAAUUGUUAUCAGGAUUCAGUGACCUUUGACGAUGUGGCUGUGGACUUCACCCAGGAGGAGUGGACUUUACUGGACUCAACUCAGAGAAGCCUCUACAGUGAUGUGAUGCUGGAGAACUACAAGAACCUGGCCACAGUGGGAGGUCACAUCAUCAAACCCAGUCUGAUCUCUUGGUUGGAACAAGAAGAGUCAAGGACAGUUAACGGAGGAGUUCUCCAAGGAUGGGAAAUGCAACUUGAAGCCCAGUGGUCCACACUUCAGCAGGACUUUUUGAGGGGUCAGACAUCCAUCGGGAUACAAUUGGAAGGAAAACAUAAUGGAGGGGAACUCUGUGACUGUGAGCAAUGUGGAGAAGUCUUCAGUGAACACUCAUGCCUGAAGACGCACAUGAGAACUCAAAGUACAGGGAACACUCAUGACUGUAAUCAGUAUGGAAAAGAUUUCCUUACCCUGCAUGAGAAAACCUCUACUGGUGAGAAACUUUCUGAGUUUAAUCAGAGUGAAAAAAUCUUCAGCCUGACACCAAAUAUUGUAUACCAGAGAACUAGCACACAAGAAAAGUCAUUUGAAUGUCGUCACUGUGGAAAAUCCUUCAUUAAUGAGUCAUACCUUCAGGCACAUAUGAGAACUCACAAUGGAGAAAAACUCUAUGAAUGGAGGGAUUAUGGGCCAGGUUUUAUUGACUCCACAAGCCUUUCUAUGCUUAUAGAAACCCUCAAUGCAAAAAAGCCUUACAAAUGUAAGGAAUGUGGAAAAGGCUAUAGAUACCCAGCCUACCUCAGUAUUCACAUGCGAACCCACACUGGGGAGAAACCAUAUGAAUGUAAGGAAUGUGGGAAAGCCUUCAAUUAUUCCAAUUCAUUUCAGAUACAUGGAAGAACUCACACUGGAGAGAAACCCUAUGUAUGUAAGGAAUGUGGGAAAGCCUUCACUCAGUACUCGGGCCUUAGUAUGCAUGUACGAUCUCACAGUGGAGACAAGCCCUAUGAAUGUAAGGAAUGUGGGAAAUCCUUCCUUACAUCCUCACGCCUUAUUCAACAUAUAAGAACUCACACUGGAGAGAAGCCUUUUGUGUGUGUUGAAUGUGGGAAAGCCUUUGCAGUUUCCUCAAAUCUUAGUGGACAUUUGAGAACUCACACUGAAGAGAAGGCCUGUGAGUGUAAGAUAUGUGGGAAAGUAUUUGGGUAUCCCUCAUGUCUUAAUAAUCACAUGCGAACACACAGUGCCCAGAAACCAUACACUUGUAAGGAAUGUGGGAAGGCUUUUAACUAUUCCACCCACCUUAAAAUUCACAUGCGAAUCCACACUGGAGAAAAACCCUAUGAGUGUAAACAAUGUGGAAAGGCCUUCAGUCAUUCCAGUUCAUUUCAAAUACAUGAAAGGACUCACACUGGAGAGAAACCCUAUGAAUGUAAGGAGUGUGGGAAAGCCUUCACGUGUUCCAGUUCCUUUAGAAUUCAUGAAAAAACUCACACAGAAGAGAAACCCUAUAAAUGUCAGCAGUGCGGGAAAGCUUACAGUCAUCCCCGUUCACUUCGAAGACAUGAACAAAUUCACUAGUGAGAAACUGUCCAUGUAAUAAAUGUGGGAAAGCUCUCAUUUGUUCCAGUUCACUUCAAAGACAUGAAUGAACUCACUCUGGAGAGGAGAAGCUCCAUGAAAAUUACUUAAUUCCUGUAAUCCCAGCAUUUUGAGAGGCUGAGGUGGGUGGAUCACUUGAGGUCAGGAGAUUGAGACCACCCUGGCCAACAUGGCAAAACCCUGUCUCUACUAAAAAUACAAAAAAUUUAGCCAGGUGUGGUGGUGGGCACCUGUAAUCCCAGCUACUUGGGAGGCUGAGGCAAGUGAAUCACUUGAACCCAGGAAGCAGAGGUUGCAGUGAGCAGAGAUCGUGCCACUGUACUCCAGCCUGGGCGACAGAGUGAGACUCCAUCUCAAAAAAAAAAAAAAAAAUUAUUAAAUUGAGUCUGUUAGGGUACAUCCCUAAUCCGAUAUGAUUGGUGUCCCUAUAAGAAGAGAAAGACACAACUGGGACAACAAAUAGAAGAUGAUGUGAAGUCAUCAGAUGAUGGCCAUCUGCAAGCCAAAGACAGAGGACUGAGACAGAUCCUUCUAUCAAAGCCACCAACCCUGCUGGCACCUUCAUCUUGGGCUUCCAGAACUUUGAGCAAAUAAAAUUCUCUUGUUUGAGCCACCCAGUCUGUGGCAUUUUGUUGUGGUGGCUCUAGCAAGUCAAUACAGUAAGCAAUAAGCAAAAACGUUUAUAGAUUGUCCAAAAGCCUUAAUAUUCACAUGCAAAGCCACACUGGAGAGAAACUAUAUGAAUGUAAGACAUGGGAAAGCCUUCAUUGAGUCUUCAGUCCUUUCUACAUACAGGAGAAAUUAUGUAGGAGAGAAAUUGUAUGAAUGUAAGGCAUAUGAAAAAGCCUGUGAAUGUUCACUAUAUUUUAAUAUUCACAUGCAAGUUGUCUGGUCAUAGAUCGUGUGAAAAUAGAGGGGAAAAAAGGAAAGAAAAUUUCUUUUACUGUGAAAGCAAGGAAUGUGACCCUAUACACCAUAUUGGAACUUGGAGUGGACCAAAACCCCGUUAGGAUUGUGGAAAAGCUUACAUUAAUGUUUUCUACCUUCUAGAAGGCAUAAGAAGUUGAACUGGAGAGAAGCCUUCUACCUGUAAUGCAUGUAGGAAGCCUUACAUUAAUUCCACAGAAUUUUUUUCACACAUGUAAAAUUACCUCAGAACCCUGGGAAGGUAAGGAAUAUGGUAUAGCCUUUAAAUAUUUCACAUGCCAUAAUAUUUACAUGAAUUCUCAUAAUACUGUACUGUUCUUGAGUAGUGUUAGUACCUUAUACUAUCAAAAUAAUCCUAAAUCCUCCCUCUCAGACCUUCCAUCAUUACUAUAUUUCACUUAUAUGCCUAAACACACACACACAAAUUAGCAUAUGUAAUCUAAUACAUUGUAGCUAUUUUUCAGAAGUUAUCUAUUAGAUCAAUUAAGAAUUAGAAAAAUAAACAUUUUUAUUUUACCUUCACUUCUUCCUUCUAUGCUCAAAGUUGGAUGUAAUUCUUAUACUUGAUCCUCAGUACUUAAAGUGCUUCCCCUCCUCUGGCUUCUAUGAAAAUUUUUUGUUAUCUUUGAUAUUCUGUUAUUUUUAAAUGAUAUGCCUAGGUAUAGGUUUUUGGUGCUUGUCCUCUUGGUGUUUGCUUAGCCUCCUGGAUUUGUGUUUUGGUGUCUGAGUUAAUUUUGAGAAAUUCUGUCAUUGUUUCAAAUAUUUCUUUCCCUUUUUUUCCUUUCCAUCUGGUAUUUCCUUUAUAUGUAGGAUACAUCUUUUGUAGGUAUCCCACAGUUCUUAUAUCUUGUUUUUUUAUUCUUACUUCUCUUUGCUUUUCAGUUGUGGAUGUUUCUGCUGAUAUAGUCUCAAGCUCUUUAGUUGGCUGUUUCUUGGCCAAUAAUAAUCUUACCAAAGACAUUCUUCAUUUCUGUUACACUGUCUUCAAUCUCUAGCAUUUCUUUGUGGUUCUUAGAAUUUCCAUCUCUGUAUUUACACUGCCUGUCUGUUCUUGGAUGCUGUCUGCUUUAUCCAGUAGAACCCAUGGCAUAUCAAUCAUAAUUGUUUUAAAUUCCCAGUCUGAUAAUUUCGGCAAUCCUGCUAUA
Messenger RNA from Nomascus leucogenys (northern white-cheeked gibbon), 4262 nucleotides. RefSeq names its product zinc finger protein 426 (gene ZNF426). Lineage: Eukaryota; Metazoa; Chordata; Mammalia; Primates; Hylobatidae. The record is from RefSeq and is a predicted model, not a curated record. Gene Ontology annotation, biological process: regulation of transcription by RNA polymerase II. Gene Ontology annotation, molecular function: DNA-binding transcription factor activity, RNA polymerase II-specific; RNA polymerase II cis-regulatory region sequence-specific DNA binding.